AUGAAUGCUGGCAAGAAGCAGGCACGACCGGAAGCUGCUGGAAACGUCAAGCAAUUGCUGGAGCUCCUCACCACGGCACAGCGGGCUGCGUGCAUCUCCAUCCACCGACCCACCACGACAUCAUCGGAGCCUGACCAGACGGGGCUCAAAUUUCAAACCACAUAUCCAGAAGCCCUCGCAUCGAAGCCCAUGAACCUGGGAGAAGUGCUGACAACCGGCUUCCCGGGCCUGGCAACAAAGCUGAUUCUCGCCCUCUAUGAGCCGGGCCAUCCCGACUCCAUCGCGAGAAUCCAGGAAGUCCUGCACCGCGUCCAGAAGUCGCCCGAGGGCUGGCAGCUGGCUCAAAGCCUGCUGGAACGCCCCAAUGAUGCCAUCAAGUUCUUUGGCGCCCUGACCAUCAUCGUCAAGCUCAACACGGAGAGCUCGUCGCUUUCCAAGGAUGACUCGGUCGAGCUGCUGCAGAACCUGAUCGGCUGGUUUGUGCGCUCUCUGAACGACGGCUCUGGGCCCCUGGUGACCAAGAAGCUGUCGUCAGCUCUCGUGACCUGUUACAUUCACUUUUCCCAGCUGUGGCCCGACUGUGUCGCCCACCUUCUGCACUGCCUGCACACGGGCCAGAGCGUCCCCGUGCCCGUCGCACCUCCCGUUCCCGUGUCAUCGCUGGUGCAACAGCUCGACUUCAUCCGUCUCCGCGCCGCUCUCUGGUUCGCGGCUACCCUGGUGGAGGACACAGCCAAGACCGAUAUGAACACGCUGAGAUACAUGAGUGCACAUACCCAGCUCAUAGCCGAGGGCGUAGAUGUCGCCACACUUGUUGCCCACUCCCUGGACCCCAGCUUCGGUGGCCCGGAGCGCGUCAAGGUUCAAGAGGAAGCCAUCAAGUGCCUCCAGCCUUGGAUCAUGUACAACCAACGCAUCUCGUCCUCCACGGACGCGCUGACCACUCCACUACGGACCCUGCUCGCCCCGACCAUCGACUGCUUGGUGGUAGACGAGCUGUACGAGGCUAGCAUAGAGCUCUUGUCCGACACUCUCGCCAACUAUUCGGGCUUCUUCACCGGGGAUGGCUAUAAUACACUAUUUGCUUUGUUCGACACCGAAUGGUCGCAAAAGCGGUAUCGAGAGCUGAUCCAGGGCGACUUCGAGUUUGACUCGAUUCAGUUUGGCAUGCUGAUGGUUGCGUUUGGAGACGCCAAGGUGAUGGAUCUGCAGCAAAGCACAGAUGCCCGCUCGCAGCGCUUCCUGGCUGGCCUCGCUGGACUUCUUGCCGCCUCAGGACUUGCCGUCGGCGAGGACAAAAUCUUUGUACCGGCCCUCGAAUUCUGGGCAACCUUUGUCGAGACAAUGGCCGACACGGUCUGCAGUGACGAGGAGUCGGCGAGAUCCCAGGACUGGGUACAGGCAUCCCUGGCACUUGUCAUGCAGGUCGUAGGCAACUGCUUCAAGAAGAUACAGUACCCACCCGCAGCCGUCUUUGCGAGCUGGGACUCGUCGGACCGUGCCGGCUUCAUCGAGGCUAGGAAGGACGUUGCUGAUCUGCUGCAGACGGUCUAUGCCAUCUCGGGUCCGCCCCUAAUCUCACUCUUCAUUGACCUGCUCCUCCGAGCUCUCCCCACGCAGUCGUGGGCCGAGCUCGAGGCGGCCGCCUUCUGUUUGGGCUCACUCGCCGAUUGUGUGCCAGAGGGCGGGACGUGUGAUGAGGUACUGGGCAAGGUCUUCUCGUCCAACUUGUUUGACCUAUUGGGCCAGGGUCAAAAGCUGCCGGUCCGCCUCCGCCAGACGGGCUUGUCCCUUAUCGAGCGCUUCUCUGACUAUUUUGAGCGCCACGGCGAGUUUCUCCCUGGCGCCCUCAAUAUUUUGUUCGGCGCCGUGGGUGACCCGGUCCUUGCCGGCCCAUCGUCCAAGUCCAUCUGCACACUCUGUUCAUCCUGCCGCGCCCUCUUGACGGGCGAGGCCGCAACCUUCAUUGCCUCGUUCCAGUCCAUCCAUGCCGCUCGGACAGUCGACCCUUUUGCUGAGGAGAAGAUCGUGGCGGCGAUUGCGUCUGUCAUCCAGGCCAUCCCGGAUGAGGCCCCCCGACUCGAGGCGUUCCGCCAUCUCUUUUCCAUGAUUCGGCAGGAUGUGGACCGAUGUCUGGAGCUGAAGUCACACCCAGAGAGGUUCGAUAUGUCAGAUCCUUUCCUUGCAAAGUACUAUCUUGAGUCCCAGUCGCAGCCCCAAGAUAGUGUCCCUACCGCCGACAAGAUCGCGUCACAGAUUGCGCUCCAAAACGCUAGAUAUCUGCUGAGCAUGGCCAAGGGCAUGCAAGGGACAUCGGAUGGGCCCAUCGAGCUCGAUGGCUCUACAAGCGGCGGCGCGGCGGGCACAUCUGCGAGCAACACGAGCCAGCAGCUGCCUCUUGUGCAGUCCGAAAUCAUGCAGCUACUCGCCCAGCUGCGCUCGUCUUUCCCGGACAGCGGCGAGAUUGUCGAGGCUAUCUGCCACGUCUUCCGCGCCGGCUUCUCUGAGACGGAACCGGGACCUUUCGUCUUGCCCGCCAAUGCCGUCUCGCAAUUCUUCGCGGGCCACGACUACAGCACUCCCAGGAUAGGCUACGUAGUGAGCACGGCCUGUGCUUUCACGAGCUCGCUGGCAAGUAGCUCGCGCGAGGAGGCUGCCAGACAGCUGAUCAAGAUUUUACCAUGGGCCAUUUCCUUGCUGCAGUCUCUGCCUGAACCCGAAGCCGACACGGAACUCUCGCAAAACGUUACUGAGCUGGUACAGCGUGUAGCGCAACGGCAACAUGAGGUACUGCUACAGCUUCAACCGACAUCCCUGCUAGAGUUCUUCUUCAUGUUUUCCCUCAGGGUUCUUGAUGGCAGAGAGACCCUGCCAAAGACGGCUGCGGCUGAUUUCUGGCUGACCGUUCCACGUCGGAUAAUAGACCACGUUCAUCACCUUGCGGCCCACUGA
Messenger RNA from Gaeumannomyces tritici R3-111a-1, 2952 nucleotides. RefSeq lists its product as hypothetical. Gene Ontology annotation, biological process: protein import into nucleus. The transcript has 7 exons. NCBI's taxonomy places the organism in Eukaryota, Fungi, Ascomycota, Sordariomycetes, Magnaporthales, Magnaporthaceae. The record is from RefSeq and is a predicted model, not a curated record. The coding region runs from base 1 to 2952 and encodes 983 amino acids. Gene Ontology annotation, cellular component: cytoplasm; nuclear membrane.